GUCAUUUAGAAUUGCCGUGGGUAUAGCCUUGACCGGAUCGUCCAACUCGUCAAGAGAGUGAGUCCCACAUUUGGCUGAUAAUCUCUUCAUUUCACGAACGUGAGGGUAGACGACGACGCGGUGUCUGUGUGUGUGUGUGUGUGUGUCAAGUGGGGGUGAGAGAAAACAAAUUGGUACACGAAGGACCAAUCGACGUAAUAAUUACAGAGUGCAAAGUGGGCCAUUGGAACGAAGCGGGUUGAUUUCAUACGGGCUGCACGCCGUUGGAUGCCAACAGAUCUUUUUUCUCAAUUUGCAGCCGGAGGAAUAUCGGGACGACCUGCAGAAAGCGUCGUUCAUGUUUUCGGGGUUUGACUGAUUGCUGGUGUGAACCCCCCGGGGAAGAAAACAUUUGAAAUCCUUUAAAGUCGAGACGAGCGGCAUCAAGACGGAGACGACGAAGAUGGCGCCCAAAGCGGCUGACGAGAAGGGCAUAGUCUUAAUGGAAGAAGACAUCCGGAUGGAGACCUCGUCGCCUUUCCCAUCUUCAUCCGCAACUUCAUCCUCUCCUUUUUCGUCUUCUCCAAUGACUGGUGCGGCAGCUGGUGCCACGGCCGAAAGUGAGCCACCCGCUCCGCCCACCAAGAGCACGGCUGACGAAAUGAGCGAAAUGGCCAAGGAGCAAUUGGCCAAACUCGCCAAGGAGAUGGGCAUGCCCGUUUGGGCGCUCUAUUGCAUCGGAAUUGUGGCCCUGGUAAUCUUGCUGAUAGCAUUCUGCUGCAUCCGGCGAUGCUGCCGCAAGCGGAGGCCCAAGGAUGCCAAAAAGGGACUCAAAGGAGCCGUCGACCUCAAGUCAGUUCAACUCCUCGGAAAUGCCUACAAAGAAAAGGUUCAGCCGGAUAUGGAUGAACUGACCGACAACGUGGAAGACAUUGCCGUCGAAGGCGAAAAGAAAGAGGAGCAGAAACUGGGUCGAUUGCAGUACAAGCUGGAAUACGAUUUCAACCAGAGCAAUUUGGUCGUGACUGUCCACCAGGCCGAAGAGUUGCCCGCCCUCGACAUGGGAGGAACAUCCGAUCCUUACGUCAAGGUCUACCUGCUCCCCGACAAGAAGAAGAAAUUCGAAACCAAAGUCCACCGCAAAACCCUCAACCCCGUUUUUAACGAAAGUUUCACCUUCAAGGUCCCCUACGCCGACGCCAUGGGCAAGACGUUGGUGUUUGCCAUCUACGAUUUCGACCGUUUCUCCAAACACGACCAGAUCGGUGAGGUUAAAGUGCCACUCUGCAUGGUCGACUUGGCCCAGACGAUCGAAGAAUGGGCCGAGGUGACCAGCGUCGAAGGAGAAGGCGGACAGGAAAACAAGUUGGGUGACAUCUGCUUCUCACUUCGCUACGUCCCAACCGCCGGCAAAUUGACUGUCGUCAUCCUCGAGGCCAAGAAUUUGAAGAAAAUGGACGUCGGUGGUCUCUCUGAUCCUUACGUCAAGAUCGCCCUGAUGCAGAACGGCAAACGGUUAAAGAAGAAGAAGACGAGCAUCAAAAAGUGCACCCUCAAUCCGUACUAUAACGAAUCGUUUACUUUCGAGGUGCCCUUCGAACAGAUCCAGAAAGUGCAACUGGUAGUUACCGUCGUCGAUUACGAUCGCAUCGGCACAUCUGAUCCCAUUGGUAAGGCCCUCCUUGGUUGCAACGCAACUGGAACUGAACUGCGUCACUGGUCCGACAUGUUGGCCUCGCCCCGACGCCCCAUCGCCCAGUGGCACACGCUGAAGGAGCCCGACGAUGGAGACAAGAAAGACUAAAAAGGCGAAACAACUGCUGUAGACACAAAAAUUUCACUAGCAUCAUCCAGCAGAAGACGUUCCUCGUCCCCGUACUUUUUGGCCUCUUUUGAUCGGUUUCAAAGCAGUUGCAGAACGAUAGAAAAAUCUAAUAUGAAUGGAAUCAUCAACACCGAGUGAAGAAAUAAGAAUCGAAACAAAAAAGGACAAAAUAAAAUUUUUUCGUUUCCCCCCUCUGGUUUGAUUUCCCCGUUUCGCGUCAAUGUGUAUAUCUAUAUCUCUUCGUGUAACUUUCAUUAUCUUUCCAUGUCCUUCCCAAAACCAAAAAGAAAAGAAAAAAGAAAUUCGUAAUUCCAUGUUCCUCAGACUACUUUGAGAGAGAUAGAAUAUCUAUUAAUGAUAGAUUUGUUUUUUCGUUCGCCAUUUUCUCCUCGUUCAGAUUUGUCACUUAGAUGUGACGUUGCACAUAUACAUAGUACCAACUUCUUCUUCUUCUCCACCCGACUCAUUUGUUCUUCUCUCUCGCUUUACAUUCCCUCCCCCAAACCCCCCCACUCAUUCCGUGCUGUGUCUUGUUUGUUGUCGGCGAGUUAUAUAUAGAGAGAAAAACUUACCUACAGUAUAGUCCCGCGUGAAUCUUCGUCUUUUUUUUCUUCUCUCUCUCCCCCGGUUAACUGUUUUAAUGAGGAACAGAAAACGCGAAGCCCCGCCCAUUCCUAAUCAUCAGCUAUUUACCCCCACUGUCCGUUUUUAUUAUUUUCUGUCACACUUGCCACCACCCAGUGAUGAAAAAGAGACAGAGCAGUUACAACUAAACUUUUAAGAUAUCAAUUUCCAACUUUCAAUAUUUAUACUGUAAUAUCUGUUUGAUAAUGUAAGAAAACGAGGGCUAAGAAGAAGAAUGUACGACACCAAAGAAAUGAUGUCGAACGACAUUGUUAUUCAUUUAGAAUUCUUCGUCUCCAACACACGUAACAUUAUGACAAGGUACACACGUUCCCCCUCCCUUUCAUUAUUAUGACUUACAUCAAACAAAACACAUUUUCCCAACUAUUGGGGAAACUUUUAUCAAUAUCAUUGUGUUAUUAUUUCGUUGGGUAUAAUUUUAUCAUAAAUUUGAUGGUAAAAAUUAUGUAUCAGAAAUUUCAGUGAAACAAAAAAAGAAGAAAGAAACAAAACAAAACGGAACAAGAGCGCAGCCAGUCUUGAUUAUUAUAAUGGUUAGAGAGAAUGGAUAAAAAUACAUUGUCUUUGUUGGUUCA
This is a messenger RNA of Daphnia pulicaria, 3024 nucleotides long. Its product is annotated as synaptotagmin 1-like. Gene Ontology annotation, biological process: synaptic vesicle endocytosis; regulation of dopamine secretion; regulation of calcium ion-dependent exocytosis. The record is from RefSeq and is a predicted model, not a curated record. The coding region runs from base 443 to 1783 and encodes 446 amino acids. Gene Ontology annotation, molecular function: syntaxin binding; clathrin binding; calcium ion binding. NCBI's taxonomy places the organism in Eukaryota, Metazoa, Arthropoda, Branchiopoda, Diplostraca, Daphniidae. The transcript has 9 exons. Gene Ontology annotation, cellular component: synaptic vesicle membrane; dense core granule; axon.